Molecule: messenger RNA, 2927 nt
Organism: Solea senegalensis (Senegalese sole)
Lineage: Eukaryota; Metazoa; Chordata; Actinopteri; Pleuronectiformes; Soleidae
Gene: il17rc
Product: interleukin 17 receptor C
Exons: 15
Coding region: 319-2244 (641 amino acids)
Molecular function (GO): interleukin-17 receptor activity
Source: RefSeq, a predicted model, not a curated record
GCUGAGUUUAAAUAAGUCACAAACUGAGCGAGACAGAACGGGAGAGGUGGGGCGUCACCUGACUCAAGACACUGACAUGCAGUGUGGUGCAAUUCUCGCACAAUGACUCACACGCAACUUAGUGAAGAUGCAGAGCUGAGAUGAAAACACACUCGCCACAGGAGUUUAGAGAAUGCUAGAAGAAAACACACAAAACCAAAGAAAACAACCCGAGGUCUCCAGGAUGUCGUCGUCAAACACUGGACUCGUUUAACACGUUGCUUUUGGGGAAAGAAAACGCUGUAGGUGUCAAACCUUUUCUCCGUAACCUGAGGCAGAAUGUUUCACCCCGGACGUUUCGUUUGGCGGGUUUUACUGAUUCUACACGUGUCGGCCUCGGGUUUGGAGCCUUCUGGAUACGACAGUGAUACGGUCAUGUGCUCACAGGGUCUCUCUAAAUGCACCAUGAAGGACGAGAUGUUCCUCCUGGCGGAGAGCGACGGCGUGGACGUUCAAAAGGUGACAGCAGAUUUCAAGUUCUGCUCAAAGACCAGCGACCGGUGCUUUUUAUGUCUGGUGAUAGACAUCGAGCUCCACGUCCAUGACACCAACGUGGAGUUUGAAGGCAGCACUGAACUUGAUGAGGAGUUUGACUCGGAGGGAGCCAGAAACUCAGAAGCAUCAGUGACGAUGUGUUACAAGACUCCAUCGACCAUGCCAACAUGCAAGAAGGUGGAGUUUACAGUCAAUCACACAGCGAUUACACAGCAAAACCACACACAGAUAUCCAUGGUGAUUACUCAGCCAGCUGGGGUUUCCUUCGGCAACAAAGUUUUGGUUUAUCCUCAUAAAUUUCUCCAUCUGACUCAAGAAGUUGAUGCUCCCUCUCUGAACAAAGUGUGCUCACAGAAGCUAAAGAAAUGUGCCGAAGAAUGUCGUGUCCCUGAACUCAGGACUGUAAUUCCGAAAGAGAUGAAUUCCGUGGAGCUGCAGUUUGACGGCAGAAACGACAGCUUCCUCUCUCUGUGCAUCCAAUACGAGAAGAACGGAAUGUGUCAGAGGUGGAACAGAGGAACCAUCCCACUCUCCUCUGUGACCCGUUGCAUGUGUCUCAUGGCAUGGUACGACGACAAGCAUGUGCGCGCUCAGUGGUGUCCCUUCACAAACAUGGAUUUCUCCCAUAAGACUGUGUGGCGGAACGUGUCAGUGUCAGUGAGACCAACAAACAACUAUGGCCCAAUGCUGUUGUGGAACCUGUCUGCCCCCUGCAGGCUGGACGGUGAAGUGUGGCCGUGUCGCAGAGAGAGCAGCUGCAGAGAGAUGAAGGGUUUCAGACAAAAGCUGGCAGAGGGCGCAUGGAGACAGAACAGUAAAGGACUCUGGGAGAGAAGAGGUGUUUUUGAAGACAUUGACCUUCAGCCCUCACCAUGUGUUAUGGUGAAAAUAGAGGGAAUGAGACAUGAGUUGGGUCCGUUCUGUUUUAAUCAGUCUGACAGGUGGCGCUGGUCUCUCCUGACUGUCGGUGUCAUGUUGCUGGUUUUCUUGACACUGCUUGUGUUUUAUAUCAAACGUGACUUUGUCAAGAAAUGGGCAUGGAGCUGGCAUCAUGGUGGAUUUGUAAAAAUUGGCAGGAAAGAUCACGUGGUGCUGCUCAGCCCCCCAGAUGUGGAUAACGUCGUCGCAGAGUCGGUCUGUGGACUCGGGUCUCUGCUCUGUAACCAAGGCUUGGACGUGACCGUGGACCAGUGGAGCAGGACAGAGCAGAGCACUCUGGGGCCGUUGCCAUGGUUGCAUUCCCAGCUUCUGAAACUGAAUCACCAGGAGAGCCGCGUUGUGGUCGUUUUGACCCACAGCGCGUUGCAGAGAGCGGAGGAAUGGACUUGUCAGUACAAGGACGAGGUCGUGACUAAGAAGGAAGACGAGGGUCCUUGUCAGGUGUGGUCUCCUUACUCGGAUGUGUUCACGGCCUCCCUGCGCCUCAUUCACGCUCACAGGCAGCAGGGCGGAGCCGGAGAGCGUUUCCUCCUGGUGAAGUUUGCUUCCAGUCCAAUCAAUGACAAGAACCUGCCUGAGCUUCUACAGGGACUGCCUCUGUUCCAGCUCCCCUCUCAGACCCAAGCUCUCCUCACUGAGCUCAGACUGGGAGUGAAAGCACGGACUUCACGUGGAAAGUCACGAUGGAAACGGUGUGGCUCAGAUGGAUGGAGAGCAAAGACUAAAAACUCAGAGACAAAGCCAUUAAAUCACUUGCCUGGAAAGACAUGAAUGAAACCGGACUCUUGGAGAGCUUGGUUACUGUCAACCGAAACAGAUUGUCUGUGUGAUGCCUGGUCAAGCCACCUGCUGCUGUCACUACACCUGCUCCAGAUGUGGCAACCAGUGUUCAAAUCCACAUGGAUACAGAUGUGUAUGUGCAUGAGUGUCAGAGAGCGGUUUCAUGCAUGCUAAAGAAUCUGAGGACACAUUCAGUACGGAUCUGAAGCGUUCAGACCGUAGUAAGCGUAAAUAUGUACAUAAGCAAAUCACAAAAUGUGCAGUAUUUUUAUGGCUGUGCUGUUUUCCCUCUUUGGACCAAAGGUGUGCUCAUGCUCGUGCUCUGACAGUCCCGGCAGUGACGUCAAUGCCUGCGCUCCCCUGUUAAAGAUUAAAAUAUUAUUUGCUGUAAAGGUUGUUGAUGAGGUCAAUCUAACACUAAGGCAAGAGAACGAGAGGUUGAGCUGUGGGUUCAGGUGGUUACGGUUGUGUUAUGAUGUCACAGACUUACAGGAAUUGAGGCACAAUUUCCUCAUGUGGACUGUGUGCAUUUCUCCUGUGGAUUCACUCGAAUAAACGUUAUAUAACAUCUUAAUGUAAAAUGCUAAAUAAUCAAAGUUGUAAAAAUAAAUCUGAAGCUGAAUGUGUUUGAUGGCUUCAAAAGAGCAGUGAACUCAAUAAAACUGACAACGGAU